AUGUCGAGUUAUGUUGAAGAGUAUUCGCGGAAUUGUGGCGGUUUCAUUGCACCUUGGGCCGCUGUAGUACCGCCAAAGCCAAAUACGCUUCCCUCACGCCAGCCUUCAAAACUUCAGGUCCGAAUGCUCUAUAGAGAGCUAGAACCUGAAGAAGGGAUAAAAACUAGAACCCUUGCGCGGUGGAAAGCCGGUGUGAGCCCAGCUAUUCUGAUUUUUCAACACUGGGCAGUUGAGAUCGGAUCCGAUGAGUAUGGCUGGUAUCGGUAUGAACUGCAGUAUUUCAAACGCGGGUCAGAACUCCGGGUGACCCGGGUGGCAGACGAGGAGAGUAUGGAGAGACUGCGAUAUAAAAAGGUGCCUUUGGCAGUCAAGAAGAUUUUCAAGGGAAGCACUGAGAUGAGCUUCGGACAGAUCGAAUCAAUUGGUCAAAGAAUCAUCAACCGGCGAAAGCGUUAUAUACUCGGAGUGUCGGACUGCCAUAACUUUGCCAUUGACCUCAUUGCUGCCAUCGUUUGCUCCCCAAAACCCAUCCUCACCGGGGUCAAGGUUGGUGCCGCAGCCAUUCGUUAUGUAGCAAAGCCAAUCUUUCUAGCCAUCACCAAGGUUUUAGAGUGGGCUGGAGUAAUCACGGAGCCGCUGCAAAAGGCCCUUGGUUGGCUGUACCCCCGGUAUCCUUUAAGGGAUGAGAAGACGGAUAUCGAUGUUGAACUUGACCGAGAGUUUCUGGCAAAGCUAGAUUUGGAGGACGAGGUGGAAUUUAGAGGUGGAGGGUAG
Molecule: messenger RNA, 774 nt
Organism: Uncinocarpus reesii 1704
Lineage: Eukaryota; Fungi; Ascomycota; Eurotiomycetes; Onygenales; Onygenaceae
Exons: 3
Coding region: 1-774 (257 amino acids)
Source: RefSeq, a predicted model, not a curated record